AUGUCCUAUUACUCCGCAAGUCCUGGCCUUUCUAACAAUAAUAUCACCACUCGAACCAAUGGAAUUAAUAAUACUCCUAUUCCGAUAACAAAUGAUAAUAUUAUUAAAAAUUCAUCUGAGAAAGGACCAAUGCCAACUACUUUUAAUAAUGCAGAUAUCAAUGUUGGCACCAAUGUCUCCUCAUUAGACACAAAAUUAUUAGAUAACUUUAAUAAGGACGAUAUUCCAUCCCCCCCUUUAUCACCCAAACUGUCAGCUUCUAAAACACAUCCUGAUACGGUCAAUUCUUCCCCUUCUGUUACUGAUCCAAAUACAAUUAAUUGCACCGGUACAACUCCGACUUUUUUAAGUAGCAGUGAUAGAAAUAUUACUAAUGGUACAAGCAUUAAUAAAAUAACCAAGCCGCUUGUUUUAAAUCCAGAUUGGAGCCGUAAAAAUUAUACCAGUUCUUUAAUGACAUUUCUAUCGCAUUACAGAUGUUUUGAAAAUAAAUACCAUCAUCCUACUUCUACUUUAACCAACAGCGCUGCUAGUAAUGCCGGCUUAACGUAUAAACGUGCUAAUACUUCAAGAAAAGCUUAUGCAUCCGAUCCAGAACUUACUUCUAGAGUAUAUCGUACACGUUUAAGAACUGGUAACACCAAGAAUUCUGGCGAUAUAAAUGGUACUAGUGCUCCCCAGACACCUGUUGCAUCUCCUGAAUUGAAGAGGGCCACUCUAUCCCCACCCUUUAGUGCAUCUUCAUCGCGUCAUCAUUUCCCUACUAUUCAUGCCAAGGGUAACGCUACGCUUACCGCCUUGUUAGGAUCUAAUCAUGAACCGAAUAUGGGUUGGGAAAAAUUGCCUGAUUAUUCUCCCAGCACCAAAAACUUGAAGGAAAGUAACAAAAAUGCAUUAAAAGUUGAAUGGAAAGGUUCAUCUAUGGAUUUACGAAAUGAUCCAUUGAGAAAUAAGUUGCAUCCUGCUGAACUAGUAUUAGCUCAAAUACUAAGAUUACCUUGCGAUUUAUACUUGGAUUCUAAAAGACGGUUAUUUAUUGAAAAGGUGCAUAGAUUGAAAAACGGGUUGCCAUUUAGAAGAACAGAUGCUCAAAAAGCCUGCAGGAUUGAUGUUAACAAGGCUAGUAGAUUAUAUGCUGCUUACGAAAAAGUUGGUUGGUUAAAAGAUGAGAAUUUUACUAAAUAUCUUUCAUUAAAGAAGUGA
This is a messenger RNA of Saccharomycodes ludwigii, 1203 nucleotides long. RefSeq lists its product as uncharacterized. The coding region runs from base 1 to 1203 and encodes 400 amino acids. Gene Ontology annotation, biological process: regulation of transcription by RNA polymerase II; chromatin remodeling. The transcript has a single exon. The record is from RefSeq and is a predicted model, not a curated record. NCBI's taxonomy places the organism in Eukaryota, Fungi, Ascomycota, Saccharomycetes, Saccharomycodales, Saccharomycodaceae. Gene Ontology annotation, cellular component: nucleus; SAGA-type complex. Gene Ontology annotation, molecular function: transcription coactivator activity; protein binding; chromatin binding.